Molecule: messenger RNA, 1639 nt
Organism: Eriocheir sinensis (Chinese mitten crab)
Lineage: Eukaryota; Metazoa; Arthropoda; Malacostraca; Decapoda; Varunidae
Exons: 5
Coding region: 1-975 (324 amino acids)
Cellular component (GO): nucleus
Source: RefSeq, a predicted model, not a curated record
AUGGCGCUUCCAUACGUAAAACAUCAGCGGAGGCCAAAAUUCUCUGAAACUGAGGCAUUGACCUUGGUGGAGGAGGUGGAGCGGCGUCGCCACAUAAUUCUAGGAAGGCUGGAGGGAUCAAAAGUGACGGGGGUGAAAAAACAGCGAGCGUGGGAGGAGGUGACAGCUCUCGUCAACGAGGUCAGCCGUGUCGGGAGGACAGAAGAGGAGUGCCGCCGCAAGUUCAAAGACUUACGAAGCCUGGUGAAGGUUAAGGCGGGCAAAGAGCAGAGGCACCUCGCAGGCACCGGUGGGGGACCUUCAGACACCACCAGCUACACAGCUGUAGAGGAGGUGGUGUUAAGGAUGAUGUCCCCUGUGGCAGUCACAGGACUACCACUCCCCGACAGUCAGGGUGCCACAAUGAGGUUGUCAGGUUCUGUGGAGGAACCGCAGCCUUCCACCAGCAGUGGUGUUGGUGUCUCAUUGGGGGACUCCCAAUUUAUUGAAAUUUUCAACUUAGAAGAGAACACCACUAUAAGCUUCACGGAUGCAGCUGCUGGUGAGGUUGCUGCCCGGCCUGCCUCUACCCUCCACCCUGUCGCUUCCCAGCCUGCUGCAACUCCUCAGCCCUUCACUUCCCCCCGGCCUGUCCCUUCCCAGCCUGCCGCUACCCACCGGCCUGUUGCUUCCCAACCACCACUACCAGGUGCCCAGAGAAGAAGGCGCAGAACUCCUGCAGUUGCUCACUCCAAAGACCUGGAGGUUCUCGCCCAAGCUCAGGUCACACAAGUGGAUAUGCAGUGCAGCCUGGAUGCUCUCGUCAUGAUCCAGAGGGAGCAAGGGGAGGCACUGCAGAGGUUGGUGCAGGCCAUUGAGCAGAUGGCUGCAACGCAGCAGCAGGUUCUGGAGAACAUGGCAGCAGCACAGAGAGGCAUGAUGGCCUCUCUGCAGGAGUUUGUAGCUCUUGCUAUGGAACUCCUGAAAAAAAAAUAAGUUUCCUGUCAGUUGUCUUCUACAAUCACCUUUUCUCUGUAACUGUCUUCAACCAUUAAAAUCUCUUUGCAUUGUUGCUUCGCUCUCCAUUUUCUAAUUAUUUUCAUGCUUACUGCUCUUCUGAACUUGCUAACUGCAUGCCUCCCUUAUUCCUUAAUCUUCACACCAUGUCUUUCUACUCAAGCUCACCCCUAUACUGUAUAAAACCACUUAUGUACCUGUAUUAAUUCUUCCCUUUCACUGGUUAACUCUGGAACAGCCUAUCUGAACCUGUAUUUCCUUCAGCCUAUUACUUAGUGCCUUCAAGAAGGGAGUAUUGAGGCACCUAUGUUAAGUACAUUAUAAUUCUAAAAUGUUUAGUAUUUUUUGGUGCUGUGAUUCAAGAGUGUAUGUACAAUAUAAUGUUCAAAUAUUUAUUAAUUUUUUGCGUGCUGUGAUUCAUGACAGUGUUACUGUGAUAUUUACAGGGUAAUGCCAUAUUGUGCAUUUUCUUGGUGCUGUGAUUCAGGAUAUUGUUAAUUUGGUAGUUAUAGUAUUGUGUCAGUGUAAUAUUUAAGUGAUACUGUUACCAUAAUAUAUACACUCCUUUUUGGUAUAGAUUUGUAUUACUCUAACCUAACAUUUGCCAGCGAAUUCUUCUUGAUAUUAAAAUCCUGCACUUAUA